GUCUCGUCGGAAGUCACCGAUAAAGCUCGGAGGCGCACGCUGCCGUUCCGCGCGCUUAAAACUGCGAAUCUGGAUCAUAAAGCGGAGCCGAAGACUCAGAAACACCGGCACGCGCUCAGUUCCGCCCGCUAACAGCACAGUGACCGCCUGGGAUGUCCCGUUUUUUCGCCACCGGAUCCGACAGCGAGUCGGAGGAGUCCUCGUCCGCCGAGGAGAUCACUCCUAAAGCAACCGGGACUGCCUUCAACAAGCAGAACCUGCUGCUGAGUGACGAUGAGGAAGACACUAAAAGAGUGGUACGCAGUGCCAAGGACAAGAGGUUCGAGGAGCUGACAAACCUGAUCAAGACCAUCCGCAAUGCCAUGAAGAUCAGAGACAUGGCCAAGUGCCUGGAGGAGUUUGAGCAGCUGUGUCGAGCGUUCUUAAAGAGUAAAGCGAUAGUGGACAAAGAGGGAGUGCCGCCCUUUUACAUCCGCCUUCUAGCCGACCUCGAAGAUUAUCUCAACCAGCUAUGGGAGGACAAAGAGGGGAAGAAGAAGAUGAACAAAAACAAUGCCAAAGCCCUGAGCACCCUGCGGCAGAAGAUCCGCAAAUACAACCGCGACUUCGAGACAGAAAUCGCCAACUACAAAGAGAACCCAGAACAGUCUGCAGAAGAAGAGGAGGAGAAGGAAGAGGCAGAGUCUGGUUCGUCCUUAGAGAGCGAGGACGAUGGAGAAGGGGUCACUGCUAAAAGCUUCAUGAAGAAAAAGCCUGCGGCUGAGCCGGCUCCUGAGGCCAGCAAGUUCCUCAAGGGAGCAGCUGAUGAUGAAUCGGAGAGCGAUGAUGACGAUGAUGAUGAAAUCUGGGGCUCAGAUUCCACAGACAGCGGCAGCGAGAGUGAGGACAACGAAGGAAACGCUGCGUCCCUGGCUUUGGCCUUCCUCAAGAAAGCUCAGGAUGGAGACAGGCAAGCCGAUCGCAAGAAGGAGGAGAGGAAGAGGAGGAGCAAGAGGAAGGAGCGUGCUGAGGAGGAGGCUGAGGAGGACGCCCUGGAGCAGGAGGGAGGAGAGUGGGAGAAGGUGAAGGGUGGAGUGCCGCUGGUGAAGGAGAAGCCCAAGAUGUUCGCCAAGGGCACAGAGAUCAACAUACCUGUGGUGGUCAAGAAACUCAAUGAGAUCCUGCAGGCUCGAGGAAAGAAAGGAACAGACAGAGCUGCUCAGAUCGAGCUCCUCCACGCUCUAGCAGCAAUUUCAGAGGAGAACAACCUGGGACAAGGCAUUUUGGUGAAGAUCAAGUUCAACAUCAUUGCCUCGCUGUACGACUACAACCCCAAUCUGGCCACCUUCAUGAAGCCGGAAAUGUGGAAGAAGUGUUUGGACUGCAUUGACGAGCUGCUGGACAUCCUGUUCGAGAACAGCAACAUCUUCAUUGGCGAGAACAUCGCAGAGGACAGCGAGAACCUGGCCGUCUCUGACCAGCCUUUCCGUGUCCGUGGCUGCAUCCUGACCCUGGUGGAGAGGAUGGACGAGGAGUUCACCAAAAUCAUGCAGAACACAGACCCCCAUUCACAGGAGUACGUGGAUAACCUGAAGGACGAAGGUCGCGUGUGCAACAUCAUCGACCGGCUGCUGCAGUACCUGGAGAAUAAAGGCAGCACCGAGGAGGUGUGUCGCGUCUACCUGCGCAGGAUCAUGCACACCUACUACAAGUUCGACUACAAGACCCACCGCCGCUGCAUGGGCAUACAGGGAGAGAGCAAGUCUGAGCAGGACCAAGAGGAGAGCGAGGGGGAGGACAGCGCCAUCAUCAUGGACCGCCUGUGUAAGUUCAUCUACGCCAAGGACCGCACUGACCGCAUCCGCACCUGCGCCAUCCUGUGCCACAUCUACCACCACGCCCUGCACAGCCGCUGGUACCAGGCCCGAGACCUCAUGCUCAUGAGCCACCUGCAGGACAACAUUCAGCACGCCGACCCUCCCGUACAGAUCCUGUAUAACAGGACGAUGGUGCAGCUGGGCAUUUGCGCAUUCCGCCAGGGCAUGAUCAAAGACGCCCACAAUGCACUGCUGGACAUCCAGUCAAGCGGUAGGGCGAAGGAACUGCUGGGUCAGGGCCUGCUCAUGAGGAACAUGCAGGAGAGGAACGCCGAGCAAGAGAAGAUCGAGAAGAGGCGGCAGGUUCCAUUCCACAUGCACAUCAACCUGGAGCUGCUGGAGUGCGUGUAUCUAGUUUCAGCUAUGCUGCUGGAAAUCCCUUACAUGGCUGCCCACGAGUUUGAUGCCCGUCGCAGGAUGAUCAGCAAACAGUUCCAUCAUCAGCUGCGAGUGGGAGAAAGACAGCCCCUUCUGGGCCCCCCUGAGAGCAUGAGGGAGCACGUGGUGGCCGCCAGCAAGGCCAUGAAGAUGGGCGACUGGCGCACCUGCCAUUCGUUCAUCAUCAACGAGAAAAUGAACAGUAAAGUGUGGGACCUGUUCCCCGAGGCCCAGCGUGUCCGUGAAAUGCUCGUCAGGAAGAUUCAGGAGGAGUCUCUGCGCACCUACCUGUUCACCUACAGCAGCGUAUACGACUCUAUCAGUAUGGAGACUUUGGCAGAGAUGUUUCAGCUGGAGUUGCCCACAGUUCACAGCAUCAUCAGCAAGAUGAUCAUUAACGAGGAGCUCAUGGCUUCUCUGGACCAGCCCACUCAGACGGUAGUGAUGCACAGGACGGAGCCCACCUCCCUGCAGAACAUGGCACUGCAGCUGGCAGAGAAGCUGGGCGGCCUGGUGGAGAACAAUGAGCGCGUCUUUGACCUCAAACAGGGCGUCUACGGGAGCUACUUCAACAGAGAUCAGAAAGGAGGCUACCAACAGAAGCAGGGCUACCAGAGAGAUUCAGACCAGAGGGGCGGUUACCAACAGAGGCAAGGUUACCAACGAGGUACAUCCUAUAGAGAUCAGAAAGGCGGCUACCAGCAGAAGCAGGGCUACCAGCGAGGAGGCUACAGGUCCCAGAACCAGAGCUCCUACUGAAGGCCAGCCCGUUCGCAGCAGGACCCGCUUUCAUUCCAAGACCAGACUGCAACCUCCUGAGUUUUCCACCUCCGUGCAGUUCCAUCAUCUGCACUGCUUCAGCCUGUUUUACCACAUUUAUCUAUUGUGCAGAUUUGUCGCUGUAUCGCAUUUUUCUCAUACAGACCUGCCAACAGUUCUGGAGAUCUGCUUCCCCUGAAUUCACUCUCUCCUGCAGUGAAUGUUUGGUGUGAAUUAAAGGAUGAGCAGGUUUUGAAGUAGAAGUGUAGCAGGCUUGGGGGAACAGGUUGGUUCUUUGUGUGAUAUCUAACUUGAAACAAUAAAGAUUAUUCAGUUUAUGAAA
Messenger RNA from Colossoma macropomum (tambaqui), 3336 nucleotides. It is a transcript of the gene eif3c, whose product is annotated as eukaryotic translation initiation factor 3, subunit C. The transcript has 23 exons. The record is from RefSeq and is a predicted model, not a curated record. NCBI's taxonomy places the organism in Eukaryota, Metazoa, Chordata, Actinopteri, Characiformes, Serrasalmidae. Bases 153 to 2993 code for a protein of 946 amino acids. Gene Ontology annotation, cellular component: eukaryotic translation initiation factor 3 complex. Gene Ontology annotation, biological process: translational initiation. Gene Ontology annotation, molecular function: translation initiation factor binding; RNA binding; translation initiation factor activity.